UGCCGGCAGCCGUGCAUUUACGCGGAGGACGUGAACGCGCGCGUAUCGUCCGCCACGGUUUCCGUCGGGAACACGACUUUACCGAUCGAAGGUCACCAGGAAAAGCUCGACAGAGAAGGAGAGCUUGGACUUCGACGGAAAGCUUGGUUCUUCCCUAUUAGUGGCCCGAUACAUUCGUAGGUGCACGGGUGUUAGCUAUCGAUCCCGCUGUCCCGAUUCCCUGCAUGUUCAUUGGCGCCUCGGUUGCUAACAGUGCGUCGUAUGGUACAGUGCGGGCUCCGUUCGAUCAGUGCUGUUGUGGCCCUACUGUUAACGAUAUAUUUGUGCAACUUUAUUGCUGACCGGCUCGUUUAGGGUGAUUGUUCGGAGCCGUCAGUCGGAGGGGAACUCUGCGCCGUGAUCCAUUAUCGUUGAACGUAUCCGUGAUCGACAAUGGAUACCCGAGGAGAGAUCGUGCCUGUGCUCCUCUGAUGAUCUCUAUCCUCCAUGGGCAGAUACUACGAUUCAACGACUGGCAGCAGAACCAUUAGGAACGAUCCAGCUAGCUUAGGAUCAUGGAAUUCUACGACGUGGGAACCAGCGACCUUAGGGAGUUGUGGGAGUCUUACCUCGCCGAGCCGGGCCUCGGCCAGGAUGUUUCAUUGGGAAGCAAGGAAGAGGAAUGGGGCAACGUGCUCUGCGUCCGAGACAAAUCCUCUUUGGGCGUGGUGUUGAGGGAUCGUUUGAUGACUGACGCUGCUCUCGGCGGUCCAAGACUGAUCAAAUCGGAGCACAGUUACAGCCUCCUAGCGUCCAGUCCACCUCCGAGUCCGGCGACCCCCGGAGCAAAUCCCCACACACCGAAUUCCGGAUCAUCCGCCGACACGGUUCCCGCAUCCCUCGCCAAUACCAGUUCCUCCAUAGACCCCAGCAAUCUGGAUCAUCAUAAAUCAUUGGACAUUCGCGGCAGAAUGGACGAUAUGGAGGAGGAGUGUUUCCCGGUUAUUUCGAUGAACACCAGCACAGGGCGCAGCGAGCUGUCGUCGUCGUCGUCAUCGUCGACGACGUUGCCUGCGUCGUCUACCUCAACGAUUAUCCUAAAGAGAACCAGCAACCUAGUACCUGAAGAUGUGGAAUGCGUUGAGAUCAAAGGGGAACCGCUCAGCGCGCCCAAUAGUCCCUCGGAGUCCUGUCACACGACGAUAGUCGACGACAAGAGCACGAUAACCAUGGUGUUCCCCCAGAGCCUUCAUUUCCCCAAGAAUCACAUGUCGCAGACCAGCGACAGCGAGGAGGACGACGAGGAAUAUUAUCAGAGCAUGGAGGUGGAGGAGUACAGCGGCGAGGCGUGCGACGUUAAAGAGGUGAAUUCGCGGACGUCGAGGCAGGGUUUGCCGCCGACGCCGCCCAGCAGUGCAAGCUCCGACAGCGAGGGUACCGCUUCCGCUUCCUGCUCGCCGGAACGCCGAGAUUCCCAGAGCUCCACGCACGCACAGAAUCUCAGGGGCCUGCUGACGCCCAGGCUGUACGUGACGAACAGUAGUACGCACACCACACGGCAGCCGAUCCACACACCCCUGAUUUCCUGCCAGCCGAAAGGCUCCACGGGAAUUCUCACGCUGACCGAGGAGGAGAAGAGGACGCUGAUCGCCGAAGGAUACCCGGUGCCCACCAAGCUGCCCCUCACCAAGCAGGAGGAGAAGUCGCUGAAGAAGGUGCGGAGGAAAAUCAAGAACAAGAUCUCCGCGCAAGAGUCACGCCGGAAGAAGAAAGAGUACAUGGACGGUCUGGAGCGACGAGUGACCAUGCUGACGAACGAGAACUCCUCGUACAGGGACCGGCUGAACGCGUUAGAGGACACGAAUCGCGAGCUGCUGAAGGAGCUGCAACGCCUGCAGUCCCUGCUGCAGAUGCAGAACUCCUAAGAGCCUGGCCCAGGAGCAGAACUCUCGUGUGCCGCGGGGACUUCGGAUAUUUCGUCCCAAAAUUUGAAGACUGCCGGCCAAGCAGUCCUCUCAGUAGUGUUCCUGAUGCGCAAACGUCGCAUCGGGACCGUGUCGGUGCAAUUUCAAUUCGGCCCAUCGAGAAAGCGGGCCUGGCUGGGGCCUCGGUCCCAUUAGUUAGCUUCUAAGUCAGUGAGGAAAGGCCGAGGGGAGCCUGUUUCCCAGGGAGCUCGUGCAAUCCCGUUUACAUUCCUGCGAAGUCUUCCCAUCGAGGAGACGGGUCGAGUAUUUCGGAUCGCUCUGUUCAACGACCAAUUUUUUAACCUAAGAUUAGUCUUCCCGGUUCCGUCGCGGAGGGGAAUCGAAGAGGUUCGGUGUCCAUUGACCGGGAGUGCCUUCUGUCGCUGGUUUCGGUGUCCCUUCAUCCCGAGGAAGAUCAGCCGUGAUCCAAGCGCCGAUCUUCGGGCGAGAACCCGCCUCGAACUUCGACGACCCUGUCAAACCUUCGCACAAGGUGGUCCAUCUAAACGGGAUCCGAAUGCCCAUUCGAACUCCCAUAGUGCUAGAAAUUUGCUGGCGAGUGACGACUUUAAGGAGGCUGCCGCGAUGACCUUGAUCACGAUUUCAUCUCCCGAGGAUAUUCUCCUGAAUGGCCUGAAAUAAAUGUUACUAGUAGGCCAGUGGUUACUGUGGAGUGGACCAAUUACUGUGCCGUUGUUUUGCUUGCCAGCGUAACUGACUGUAUAUUUUUGGAAUAAGAAAUAUUACAUUUUUCAAUUGAAAUAUAAAUGGCAUACGAAAAUAUAAAAUUUAAUAUAUAACAUUAAUUAUGCUGUGCCUUUGUCUUAUUUCCGGGCAUGAUUAACUUCAUAUUUAUCGAAUAAGACAUAUCAAAUUUUCUUGUUCUUUCAUUUUGUGUAUUUUUGAAUGAAAAAAUUAACAGAGCAGUUGUACUAAGACAAAUGUUCGCUGAUCUAAUCAUUGUAUUAUUUAGACACAUUAUUAUCUAUUAGAGAGCUUGAAUGAAACUUUUAGAUAAUAGAAUAUUUUGGCAUCAGGGGAUAUUAUAAAAAUAAAUAUUGCGAUAAGAGAGUCUCUACUGUAUGUCUUAUUUGACAAAUAUAAACUUAAUUACACCCGAAAACGACGCAAAGGCACGGUAAUCGGUCACCCCACAGUAACUAGCUCCACUAGGCCAUUUAUUAUAGUCUAGACUUCGAUCAUCGUGGAAAGAAUAAUCGAAGACCUUCAGAGUUCUGAAAUAACGACCUUAGAAAAAAUAUAUUCUUACCGAGCAUCGGAUGAGAAUGCUUCGCUUAUUAAUUAUAGUUCGAAGAGAUAAUCAGCUGCACCUCCUUAGAUGGACCACCCUGCACGUCUAUUGUCGAUGAUUUACGAUUUAUUGCGCUGCAUUUUUGUAAACAAGUACCAAAAUGAUGGAAUCGGUCGACAGAAGGAUUCGAUCGAGUUUUUUUUUUACCGUAUCGAUCCCGACGAAUUUCGAUCGGCGGUUGUCGAAGCUCCAGGCCUCGCCCGGGUCGCCCUCGUGUCCGCAUAAUUACCGAACAUAUUAACCGUUCGAGCGAAGACCGCGAAACGGUUUAUUGAGAAAUGAUUUCGCGCGCCACACGCUCGGCAAGCGGGAUCGUCGCGAAAAAUCAAAAAGCCAAGAGACACGUUCGACCGCUCCGAAUCAAAUAAGGAGGGGAUGUUAAUAGGUAAGCGUGGAGAGAGUUUAUUAACUAUAUUAUAUAUAAAUAAAUAUAUAUAUAUAUAUUAA
Messenger RNA from Megalopta genalis, 3702 nucleotides. It is a transcript of the gene CrebA, whose product is annotated as Cyclic-AMP response element binding protein A. Lineage: Eukaryota; Metazoa; Arthropoda; Insecta; Hymenoptera; Halictidae. Gene Ontology annotation, molecular function: DNA-binding transcription factor activity, RNA polymerase II-specific; cAMP response element binding. The record is from RefSeq and is a predicted model, not a curated record. Gene Ontology annotation, biological process: regulation of transcription by RNA polymerase II.